This is a messenger RNA of Guyanagaster necrorhizus, 643 nucleotides long. RefSeq lists its product as uncharacterized. The coding region runs from base 35 to 643 and encodes 202 amino acids. NCBI's taxonomy places the organism in Eukaryota, Fungi, Basidiomycota, Agaricomycetes, Agaricales, Physalacriaceae. The transcript is spliced from 6 exons. The record is from RefSeq and is a predicted model, not a curated record.
GAACACCAAUGUUGACCCUCAUCUCCUUGUUAUCAUGAAAUUGUCAGAUGAGGGUUCGAAUUCCGAGACAGUGCGUCCUCUCCCAUCUAUGAGUUCUACAUCAAUUCAUGCCGUAUUCUCGAAUUCCAAACUGCCCAAGAAAGCCCGUGUAUUGCGAACGGUAGAAACAAAACGGUCACCCUCAGAAGAGGCAGAGAGACCAAGCCCAGUUCGAAAUUCAGAAAAUAAACAUGAAAACGAUGUCAUAAAACAGUCGAACACUGAGCGCACCGACUUCUUCGAUGAUACAACCUGUGCAGAGCUGUUUGACAUACUGGAAGAGAAUAACUCCAUCGCCCCAAUUAUUACUGGCGUAUGGUUCAGUGGGGAAAAUAUCGAUCAGCGUUGGAAGAGAAAUGCCCGCCGACGAGUUUUAGUUUCAUCAACCGAGGCCCGCGUGGCUGAAGACGUGGUCAUUGUAAGAACGGUCUUGACAACCUGGUUGAAUGGUACCAUCGAAAAGGAUAAUCAACUGAAGCCCAAGUUCAUGGAGGUCUUUGAUGAUGCAAAGGGUACCAGCCUGCAGACAGGAAAUUCACAAGACGUCAAGGUGAAAGAAACGAUCCCUGUACCUACCAUUUCCAACCAGCCGCUGUUACCCUAA